AUGGGGAGACCGAAGUUCCCCGGAGUUCUGCCUUGCUUGAUGCUGGUUUUGACUAUUCCCAUGGUAUUUUCGCAAAGUCCCCCGGUUGUACAGCAUCCUUCGACUGUAUACACUGGAACUACAGGAGGUUCUGUUGUCCUUGGGUGUAUUGUAUCCGCCAACCCAACCGCUACCUCAGUAACAUGGGUGAAGACAACUGGCACAGGCGCUGGAAGCUUGACGAUAGACAAUACCAAGUACCAAGACGGAAAUGUUGGAACACCUUCUCUUAGAAUAAAUAGUCUAACACAAGCAGAUGCGGGAACGUAUGUUUGCCAAGCAACAAACGCCGGUGGAACAGGACAGACCACUGGAACAACGCUGACUGUCACAGGAACUCCACCGACUGUUACCAUUGGACAGAAUAACUAUCAGGUGGCUAUUGCAGGAACAGUCACUAUUGUGUGUAACGUGAAUUCGAAUCCUACACAAACAGGCGUCGGAUGGCAGAAGCUCGUCAAUAACGCGUAUCAGGAUGUAUCAAUAACGACAAAUAGUAGAUACAACACUGGAGGAACUACCACCGCACCAACAUUCAUCAUCACUAACGCCCAAUCUUCCGACGCUGGAACUUACAGAUGUACAGCCACUAAUCAGUUUGGAACUACAAAUAGUGGAAACACUGUACUAACAGUCACUGGUAAUGCCCCAACGGUACAGCAUCCUUCGACUGUAUACACCGGGACAACAGGAGGUUCUGUUCAGCUUGGGUGUAUUAUAACCGCCAACCCAGCCGCUACCAUAGUUGAAUGGUUUAAGACAAGUGGCACAAACACUGGCAGGAUCACAGUAGGCACUGGCAAAUAUCAAAACGGAAAUACUGGAGCGCCUUUUCUUACAAUAAACUCGCUAACACAAGCAGAUGCGGGAACGUAUGUUUGCCAAGCAACAAACGCUUUUGGUACAACUCAGAGCACUGGAACAACGCUGACUGUCACCGGAACUCCACCGACUGUUACCAUUGGACAGAAUAACUAUCAGGUGGCUAUUGCAGGAACAGUCACUAUUGUGUGUAACGUGAAUUCGAAUCCUACACAAACAGGCGUCGGAUGGCAGAAGCUCGUCAAUAACGCGUAUCAGGAUGUAUCAAUAACGACAAAUAGUAGAUACAACACUGGAGGAACUACCACCGCACCAACAUUCAUCAUCACUAACGCCCAAUCUUCCGACGCUGGAACUUACAGAUGUACAGCCACUAAUCAGUUUGGAACUUCAAAUAGUGGGAACACUGUGCUAACAGUCACUGGCAAUGCCCCAACGGUACAGCAUCCUUCGACUGUAUACACCGGGACAACAGGAGGUUCUGUUCAGCUUGGGUGUAUUAUAACCGCCAACCCAGCCGCUACCAUAGUUGAAUGGUUUAAGACAAGUGGCACAAACACUGGCAGGAUCACAGUAGGCACUGGCAAAUAUCAAAACGGAAAUACUGGAGCGCCUUUUCUUACAAUAAACUCGCUAACACAAGCAGAUGCGGGAACGUAUGUUUGCCAAGCAACAAACGCUUUUGGUACAACUCAGAGCACUGGAACAACGCUGACUGUCACCGGAACUCCACCGACUGUUACCAUUGGACAGAAUAACUAUCAGGUGGCUAUUGCAGGAACAGUCACUAUUGUGUGUAACGUGAAUUCGAAUCCUACACAAACAGGCGUCGGAUGGCAGAAGCUCGUCAAUAACGCGUAUCAGGAUGUAUCAAUAACGACAAAUAGUAGAUACAACACUGGAGGAACUACCACCGCACCAACAUUCAUCAUCACUAACGCCCAAUCUUCCGACGCUGGAACUUACAGAUGUACAGCCACUAAUCAGUUUGGAACUUCAAAUAGUGGGAACACUGUGCUAACAGUCACUGGCAAUGCCCCAACGGUACAGCAUCCUUCGACUGUAUACACCGGGACAACAGGAGGUUCUGUUCAGCUUGGGUGUAUUAUAACUGCCAACCCAGCCGCUACCAUAGUUGAAUGGUUUAAGACAAGUGGCACAAACACUGGCAGGAUCACAGUAGGCACUGGCAAAUAUCAAAACGGAAAUACUGGAGCGCCUUUUCUUACAAUAAACUCGCUAACACAAGCAGAUGCGGGAACGUAUGUUUGCCAAGCAACAAACGCUUUUGGUACAACUCAGAGCACUGGAACAACGCUGACUGUCACCGGAACUCCACCGACUGUUACCAUUGGACAGAAUAACUAUCAGGUGGCUAUUGCAGGAACAGUCACUAUUGUGUGUAACGUGAAUUCGAAUCCUACACAAACAGGCGUCGGAUGGCAGAAGCUCGUCAAUAACGCGUAUCAGGAUGUAUCAAUAACGACAAAUAGUAGAUACAACACUGGAGGAACUACCACCGCACCAACAUUCAUCAUCACUAACGCCCAAUCUUCCGACGCUGGAACUUACAGAUGUACAGCCACUAAUCAGUUUGGAACUUCAAAUAGUGGGAACACUGUGCUAACAGUCACUGGCAAUGCCCCAACGGUACAGCAUCCUUUGACUACAUACACCGGGACAACAGGAGGUUCUGUUCAGCUUGGGUGUAUUAUAACCGCCAACCCAGCCGCUACCAUAGUUGAAUGGUUCAAGACAAGUGGCACAAACACUGGAAGAAUCACGGUAGGCACUGCAAAAUAUCAAAACGGAAAUACUGGAGCGCCUUCUCUUACAAUAAACUCGCUAACACAAGCAGAUGCGGGAACGUAUGUUUGCCAAGCAACAAACGCUUUUGGUACAUCUCAGAGCACUGGAACAACGCUGACUGUCACCGGAACUGUAGCGACUGCAAGCAUUCCCCUGUCUUCUUAUACCGUGGUUGCAGGCCAGCAAAUUACUAUUCCUUGUAAUGUAGCGGGAAAUCCUGCAGUCACUUCGGUGACAUGGACAAAAAUCACCAACAAUGUACCCACGACCAUUUCUAUAGCGAGUAUUUCUCGGUAUAGUGGUGGAAUUCCAACAGUCCCAGGAUUGACCAUAAAUCCUUCCCAAACAUCGGACGCGGGGACAUACAGAUGUGCCGCAACUAAUGGAUUGGGCACUGGGACUAGCGGCACGACCCAGCUCAUUGUAACAAGUGCAGCGACUGCAAGCAUUCCCCUGUCUUCUUAUACCGUGGUUGCAGGCCAGCAAAUUACUAUUCCCUGUACUGUAGCGGGAAACCCUGCAGUCACUUCGGUGACAUGGACAAAAAUCACCAACAAUGUACCCACGACAAUUUCUAUAGCGAGUAUUUCUCGGUAUAGUGGUGGAACUCCAACAAUCCCAGGAUUGACCAUAAAUCCUUCCCAAACAUCGGAUGCGGGGACAUACAGAUGUGCUGCAACUAAUGGAUUGGGCACUGGGACUAGCGGCACGACCCAGCUCAUUGUAACAAGUGCAGCGACUGCAAGCAUUCCCCUGUCUUCUUAUACCGUGGUUGCAGGCCAACCAAUUACUAUUCCUUGUACUGUAGCGGGAAAUCCUGCAGUCACUUCGGUGACAUGGACAAAAAUCACCAACAAUGUACCCACGACAAUUUCUAUAGCGAGUAUUUCUCGGUAUAGUGGUGGAACUCCAACAAUCCCAGGAUUGACCAUAAAUCCUUCCCAAACAUCGGAUGCGGGGACAUACAGAUGUGCUGCAACUAAUGGAUUGGGCACCGGGACUAGCGGCACGACCCAGCUCAUUGUAACAAGUGCAGCGACUGCAAGCAUUCCCCUGUCUUCUUAUACCGUGGUUGCAGGCCAACCAAUUACUAUUCCCUGUACUGUAGCGGGAAACCCUGCAGUCACUUCGGUGACAUGGACAAAAAUCACCAACAAUGUACCCACGACUAUUUCUAUAGCGAGUAUUUCUCGGUAUAGCGGUGGAACUCCAACAAUCCCAGGAUUGACCAUAAAUCCUUCCGAAACAUCGGAUGCUGGGACAUACAGAUGUGCCGCGACUAAUGGAUUGGGCACUGGGACUAGCGGCACGACCCAGCUCAUUGUAACAAGUUUACCACAAGUGACUGUUGGCCAGACUAUUUACACUGCAGUCACUGGCAGCGCUAUUACCCUUGUCUGUACGGUAACAGCAAAUCCAGCUCAUACAUCUGUGACGUGGCAGAAGCUUGUCAACAAUGUUUUCCAGGCUGUUCCAAUCACCACCAAUAGUAGAUACAGUGGGGGAAUAACGACUUCACCAUCCCUGGCCAUCACCAAUUCCCAAACAGGAGACAGCGGAACUUACAGAUGUACAGCUAAUAACGCAGUAGGGACUGGAGUGAGCCAAAACACCCAGCUUACAGUCAGUGGAAGUUUACCGCAAGUGACUGUUGGCCAGACUAUUUACACUGCAGUUACUGGCAGCGCUAUUACCCUUGUCUGUACGGUAACAGCAAAUCCAGCUCAUACAUCUGUGACGUGGCAGAAGCUUGUCAACAAUGUUUUCCAGACUGUUCCAAUCACCACUAAUAGUAGAUACAGUGGCGGAACAACGACUUCACCAUCCCUGGCCAUCACCAAUUCCCAAACGGGAGACGGCGGAACUUACAGAUGUACAGCUAAUAACGCAGUAGGGACUGGAGUGAGCCAAAACACCCAGCUUACAGUCAGUGGAAGUUUACCGCAAGUGGCUGUUGGCCAGACUACUUACACUGCAGUCACUGGCAGCGCUAUUACCCUUGUCUGUACGGUAACAGCAAAUCCAACUCAUACAUCUGUGACGUGGCAGAAGCUUGUCAACAAUGUUUUCCAGCCUGUUCCAAUCACCACCAAUAGUAGAUACAGUGGCGGAACAACGACUUCACCAUCCCUGGCCAUCACCAAUUCCCAAACGGGAGACAGCGGAACUUACAGAUGUACAGCUAAUAACGCAGUAGGGACUGGAGUGAGCCAAAACACCCAGCUUACAGUCAGUGGAAGUUUACCGCAAGUGGCUGUUGGCCAGACUACUUACACUGCAGUCACUGGCAGCGCUAUUACCCUUGUCUGUACGGUAACAGCAAAUCCAACUCAUACAUCUGUGACGUGGCAGAAGCUUGUCAACAAUGUUUUCCAGACUGUUCCAAUCACCACCAAUAGUAGAUACAGUGGCGGAACAACGACUUCACCAUCCCUGGCCAUCACCAAUUCCCAAACGGGAGACAGCGGAACUUACAGAUGUACAGCUAAUAACGCAGUAGGGACUGGAGUGAGCCAAAACACCCAGCUUGCAGUCAGUGGAAGUUUACCGCAAGUGGCUGUUGGCCAGACUACUUACACUGCAGUCACUGGCAGCGCUAUUACCCUUGUCUGUACGGUAACAGCAAAUCCAACUCAUACAUCUGUAACGUGGCAGAAGCUUGUCAACAAUGUUUUCCAGACUGUUCCAAUCACCACCAAUAGUAGAUACAGUGGCGGAACAACGACUUCACCAUCCCUGGCCAUCACCAAUUCCCAAACGGGAGACAGCGGAACUUACAGAUGUACAGCUAAUAACGCAGUAGGGACUGGAGUGAGCCAAAACACCCAGCUUACAGUCAGUGGAAGUUUACCGCAAGUGGCUGUUGGCCAGACUACUUACACUGCAGUCACUGGCAGCGCUAUUACCCUUGUAUGUACGGUAACAGCAAAUCCAGCUCAUACAUCUGUGACGUGGCAGAAGCUUGUCAACAAUGUUUAUCAGGCUGUUCCAAUCACCACCAAUAGUAGAUACAGUGGCGGAACAACGACUUCACCAUCCCUGGCCAUUACCAGUUCUCAACCGGGAGACAGCGGAACUUACAGAUGUACAGCUAAUAACGCAGUAGGGACUGGAGUGAGCCAAAACACCCAGCUUACAGUCAGUGGAAGUGUCCCGACUGUGUCAAUUGGACAAAAUGUGUACACGGCAACAACAGGUGGUGCUGUUACCCUUAUAUGUACUGUUACCGCAGACCCCGCGCAUGAAAGCGUUCUAUGGCAGAAACUUGAAAACGGUGCAUAUCAGGAUGUUUCGAUCAACACCAACAGCAGAUACAGCGGAGGAACCACGUCAUCACCAUCAUUGGCCAUCACCAACUCUCAACCGGCCGACAGUGGAACUUACAGAUGUACAGCUACCAAUCAAGUAGGGACCGGCACUAGCGGCACGACUCAACUGACAAUCAGCGGAAGUGUCCCGACUGUGUCAAUUGGACAAAAUGUGUACACGGCAACAACAGGUGGUGCUGUUACCCUUAUAUGUACUGUUACCGCAGACCCCGCGCAUGAAAGCGUUCUAUGGCAGAAACUUGAAAACGGUGCCUAUCAGGAUGUUUCGAUCAACACCAACAGCAGAUACAGCGGAGGAACCACGUCAUCACCAUCAUUGGCCAUCACCAACUCUCAACCGGCCGACAGUGGAACUUACAGAUGUACAGCUACCAAUCAAGUAGGGACCGGCACUAGCGGCACGACUCAACUGACAAUCAGCGGAAGUGCCCCGAUUGAGUCAGUUGGACAAAAUGUGUACACGGCAACAACAGGUGGUGCUGUUACCCUUAUAUGUACCGUUACCGCAGACCCCGCGCACGAAAACGUUCUAUGGCAGAAACUUGUAAACGGUGUCUAUCAGGAUGUUUCGAUCAAAACCAACAGCAGAUACAGCAGAGGAACCACGGCAUCACCAUCCUUGGCCAUUACCACCUCUCAACCGGCCGACAGUUGAACUUACAGAUGCACAGCUACCAAUCAAGUAGGGACCGGCACUAGCGACACGACUCAACUGACAAUCAGAUGUUUACCAUUGGUAGAUAUUCCACAAGCAACCUACACCGUAGUCACCGGAGCUCAAAUCAUUAUCCCUUGUUCUGUCACUGCCACUCCACCACAUACUUCCAUAACCUGGGAACUUACGUCCAAUGGCCAAAUGACUACACUUAACGUUGCAAAUAGCGGUGGUAAAUAUUCUUUUGGUCCGUUAACCUCGCCAUCAUUAACAAUCAACACAGCAGCAAGCAGUGACCAGGGGGUGUACACUUGUGUUGCGAUGAACGCUGUUGGAAUAGGCCGAGAUACGACAACCUUGUCGGUCACUGGAAGUACUCCAACGGUAACAAUUCCGCAGGCUGGUUAUUCUGUGCAGACCGGAUCAUCCAUCACUAUUCCUUGUACCAUCACAGCCACACCUUCUGUAACGAUUGUGGGUUGGAAAAAGAUUCAGGGAACUGUAUCGUCUCCUCUUAUUGUAAAUGGUGCCGACUACACAGGUGGCAGUCUCACUAGUCCAGCUCUCACUAUACCGACCGCCAGCAGAACAACCCAUCAGGGCUUCUAUGCUUGUACUGCUACCAACGCUGUCGGCACAGGAACAAGUAGAACAAUUUUCCUCGCCGUUACAGGAGACGUACCUACCGUUACCGUACAGACAACACCUGCCACUGCCACAACCGGAACAGCUGUUACUCUACAAUGCGUAGUAACCGCCGAUCCUGUCGCGACUAUUGUGCAAUGGGAAAGGGUAGCUAGCAAUGGCGCAGCUACCGUUAUCAACGUAGCAGGGAACGCUAAGUAUUCUGGUGCAACUCCCGCCAGUCCGUCCCUCAAUAUCGCAAAUACAGCCUCAACCGAUAACGGAGCCUAUAGGUGCUCGGCGACCAACGCAAUAGGCAAAGGAACAAGCGGUCAAGUGACUCUAACGGUCACCGGAAGUCUCCCUGUGGUAACUGUCGCCUCAACAUCUUAUUCGGUGGUUACUGGCAAUUCCGUGACGCUCCAGUGUUCUGCUACUGGAACACCAGCCGUGACCACUGUGUCCUGGGAGAGGAAUGCUAAUGGACAAACAACCCAACUGGCUCUUAGCAGUGGUCAGUUUACAAUCAGCAAUCCGUCCCUCGUUAUCAGCGCGGCCGCAAUUGGAGAUGCUGGGACGUACAUAUGUAAAGCUGCUAAUGCUGUCGGCUCAGCGCAGAGUCCACAAGUGAAUCUCGUUGUUACAGGAGCACAACCGACUGUUACGAUUGGAGCUAACAAUUAUCAAGGUGUGACAGGAAGUUCGGUUACCCUUCAGUGUACCGUGACCGCCACACCGUCGGCUACACUUGUACGAUGGACCAAAACUACGACAUCGGGAACAAACCAAAUUACAGUAGAUGGCACCAAAUAUAGCGGUUCAAGUGUAGCCUCGCCUUCACUCGUAAUCAACUCCCUAACGUCUGCCGAUCAAGGGACUUAUAUAUGUCAAGCCACAAACUUCGUUGGCACCGGUACUAGUACCUCAACAAUGUUGUCUAUAACCGGAUCUGUCCCCAUUGUACAAGUCCCUCAACAAUCCUACAAUGUUAUCAAAGGCGGUACUGUCAUUUUACAAUGUACGGUCUCCGGUCUGCCAGCGGCCACAUCAGUGACUUGGAAACGUACUUCUGGCGGUACGGAAACUACUGUUUCUACAACUGCUGCCAAAUAUUCCGGAUCGACAGUAGCCAAUCCAUCGCUCACCAUCACUGGAGCUGAUAGCGUCGACGCGGCAACAUACGUGUGUACAGCGACUAACAGCGUCGGUGUAGGCAGGAGUACUCAGACUUCUUUGUCAGUUACCGGAGAUAUCCCGACCGUCACUGUUCCCGAUCUUACAUACUCCGUUAUAUCUGGUAAAUCGGUCACUUUGAGGUGUAUCGUGGCAGCAACGCCUCCAAUCGACAGUGUACAGUGGAGGAUGAUCAAAGGCACCACUACUACGGAUAUCGACGUAAGCCAAGCUGCAUAUACAGGUGGUACCACCGGAAAUCCUUCCCUUACAAUCGUGACGGCGAAAGCCGCUGAUUCAGCUCAAUACAUUUGCACAGCCAGAAAUAGUGUGGGCACAGGUGAAAGCGGGCGAACUACAUUGAGUGUGACUGGAGCUGCUCCCACUGUGAGUAUACCCGUGUCAUCGUAUACUGUCAUCACUGGAAAGAGUGUCAUACUUGUUUGUCAAGUAGCGGCAAACCCAACAGCCAGUAGUAUCUCCUGGUCCAAGACUGUCGGUACCCAGACAUCCAUGUUAAAUAUAGACAACACUAAGUAUACCGGAGGAACCAUCCAAACUCCAUCCCUUACCAUCAAUAAUGCUGCCUCUAACGACGCUGCCACUUACGAAUGUACCGCUACGAACGUGGUUGGAUCUACCACCAGUAAUCCAACUGUGCUUACUGUCACUGGAGGUUUGCCUACUGCUACCAUUACAAAUCCGGAUAUCACUGCCGUUCUUGGUUCGUCUGUUACAAUAAAUUGUCAGGUUACAGCCACUCCUCAGGCUACUAAAAUAGAAUGGACCCGAGUAAUCGGCGGAGUGACGUCACCUAUCGUUGUCAGUGCCAAAUUCGUGGGCUCUACAGUUGCCAACCCUUCCUUGACCAUCAACUCCCUCGCAAAUACUGACCAAGGAAACUAUAUAUGUUCGGCUACAAACGAGGUUGGUGUUGGACGGAGUCCAGCAGCCAAAUUAACUGUAACAGGAAGUGUACCGACAGUUGUGAUCAGCAAGGCUUCAUACUCUGUCGUAACUGGACAAGACAUCACCAUUGAUUGUGAUUUCACGGCUUCGCCUGACGCAACUUCACUGAAAUGGAGAAAGGUUGUCAAUGCCCAAGGCACUGAUAUCGUUGUAGCUGGAAACGCCAAGUACAGUGGUGGCAUACUUACAACCCCGUCGCUAACGAUUAAAGCUGCUGCGGCUUCAGAUCAGGCGUUCUAUCAAUGUGUUGUCGCCAACAGCGUAGGGGAAGGAGUUAGCAAAACUGCCUAUCUCUUCGUUACUGGAGAUGCACCCACCGUGACAGUCACACAGACAACUUACAAUGUCAACCUUGGUGAAGGCUUUACGAUUAAUUGUAACGUUGCUGGCGUUCCAACUGCGACAUCCGUAUCAUGGACUAUCACCAAACCUCCUUCAACUGCGGCCAAUCCACUCACUAUUACUUCCCCGAAAUAUACUGGUGGUACCGUAAACACACCCUCUUUGACCAUUACUAAUGCCGCCCAAACUGACCAAGGAGUCUACACUUGUAAAGCUACAAAUAUCAUUGGCACAGGAGAAAGCGGAAAAGUUUUUGUAAACGUCGUGGGCUCCGCCCCAGUUGUCAGCGUACCGGUGACCGCAUACCAAGUAGACGUUGGCGGCAGCGUUGUCCUGUUGUGUACUGUGGUGGCGAAUCCACCUGCGACGCAAGUCUACUGGACGAGGUCAGUGAGUGGUGCUGUGAACACUAUCACUGCGGCUCCGCCAAAAUACUCUGGAUCUGUCUCGACGAACCCAUCAUUGACGAUCAAUCAGUUGACUAGCGCAGAUGAAGGAAGUUAUAGGUGUCAUGCUACAAAUACUGUGAAUACCGGUCAGAGCGGGCUCACUACCUUGGUUGUUUCUGUCGCUCCAACUAACAUCAGAGUCAAUCCUCCAUCCGUUACAAGAAGAGAGGGACAAAGCUUUUCAGCAACAUGUACCGCGGAGGGGAACCCCACUCCAACUUACCAAUGGGUGAAGAAAUCAACUCAGCAGGUUGUGUCGAAUGUAGGAACACUGGCCAUCCAGAACAUCGACCGGGGUCACCAUGGCGAGUACAUUUGUACUGCCACAAAUCCCAGGGGAUCAGCCACAGCGCCUUUCAAUGUCGACGUUCAAUAUCAACCAAUCAGCACAGUGACCACUGCUGAAAGGGAUGUUAUCCUUGGUUUGAAUGACCCCAGAACUCUCACCUGUAACACAGUCGCUAAUCCUUCUGUCGACACAUACAGAUGGACCAAGAACAAUGCUAACAUCCCAGGUGCUACCGCUCUUACGUACGUUGCGACUAUAGCGGUUGCCACUGACUAUGGUUCAUACACCUGCUACGCUACCAACUCUAUUGGGGAGUCGUCAGCCAUCACCUUUAAUCUCCGGUCAGCUGCAGUCACGCCGGUAGCGCCCACUCCUACUACUCCGCCACUCUCGACUGAAUCCAUCAUCGCUAUAGCUGUUGCUGUCGCCGUGCUCCUUCUCAUUCUCAUCAUCGUUUGCGUCUGCUGUUUAGCACGAUCUAAAGAACCAAAGAAGACGAGGGUUUACACAAGGAAGCCAACACCAGCUCCCAUGCCAAUGAUGUCUCCAAUCAUGAUGAGCGAACCUUCGAUGGCGGUUGUUCCAAUGAACUCCUUCCGAUCUCCAUACGACCUACCUGGACAAGAAUUCACUUACUAUGAGAGCGAACGUGCCAAGGAGUGA
Molecule: messenger RNA, 11163 nt
Organism: Ylistrum balloti
Lineage: Eukaryota; Metazoa; Mollusca; Bivalvia; Pectinida; Pectinidae
Product: hemicentin-1-like
Exons: 41
Biological process (GO): cell-cell adhesion
Cellular component (GO): cell-cell junction
Molecular function (GO): cell adhesion molecule binding
Source: RefSeq, a predicted model, not a curated record